Caenorhabditis auriculariae is the source of this 1464-nucleotide messenger RNA. NCBI's taxonomy places the organism in Eukaryota, Metazoa, Nematoda, Chromadorea, Rhabditida, Rhabditidae. The record is from the annotation of a GenBank genome assembly.
AUGUUACUAGAGGACCUAGAGGAGGCUCUGAGUCACCUCCAACGUCGUGAUCGGCACCCGGGGGCGGACGUGACUUAUUCCUUGACUUUAGGUGACUUUAAUGCAAAAGUUGGCAGUAAGAUCGAAACCGAAUCCUCUCUCGGUUGCCAUGGCGUUGGAGUCCGUAAUAACCGUGGGGUAACCUUUUUGAGUUCUGCGAGGCGAAUAGGCUGAGGAUCUGGAACACCUUUUUCAAAAAGCGUGUUAAGAGAAAGUGGUCCUGGAAAUCUCCCGAUGGCAUCACACACAAUUCAAUAGACUACGUCAUCGCGGACCGUCGUUGCCCGAUCUACGACGUCGAUGUUAUUGCCAAUUUCCAGUAUAUCACCGACCACCGCCUCAUACGAGCAAAAAUGAAGCUGAGCUCACGUCACGUGAAUAAACGCGCCACCUCUAAGCGUGUUUUUCACAAAUCUCUCUUCGCGUAUGCCGUCGAACAAAUAUCCAACGAACACAGACCACAUACGUAUGAAAGAUUGAGAAACGUUAUGAGCAGAGCUUCAAAAGUUGCAACGACUUACGAACCGAUCCCUUGUCGGUUCUCCACGAAGACUCAAGGGCUCUUUCAAGAAACGUCAUCUCCUUAUGUCGAAAAACCAACACGCCUUCUGGUCGACUCGAGUUCUGCUUAACUAACAAAGCACUCCGCAUCUCGAUAAAGGAUGACAUUGAAAGAAGACGUCACUCGAAGAUUGACAAUGCCAUUGAAAAACAUCGAAGCGUUCUAAAGGUUAUGAAAGAAAGCCAAGUCUGUUCAACCGCUCUGACGCAACCCCAACGAGAAGAUGGAACGAUUGCUGCGUCAAAGAAGAUGUCGCGGAAACUGUUCAGCAGUUCUAUAAUACUCUACACCUCGUUGGACAGUUCUCCAGCCCUGGUCUUACCAUCGCAAGAAGACUUCCCUCCGAUACUGGCUGACAAAGUUCGUGCGGCGUUGAAGAAAGCCAAAAAGAAACAAAAGCUUCUGGGCCGGAUAUGGUCACUCAGGAGAUGCUUCGCGUGUGAAGACAUCGUCGUUCCACACCUAGUGACGAUCUUCAACGAAAGCCUCGUAAAUGAAAGAGCUCCACAUUCAAGGCCGGACUCUGUCGUGCGACUGCUACACAAGAAAGGAAACUGCCUAGACAUAGGAAACUACCGCCCAGUAGCACUACUGUCCGUCGUGUACAAACUGUUCACCUCGAUACUUCGAAGAAGAGCUACGCGUGAACUGGAAGCUGCUCAACCCAUAGAGCAAACUGGUUUCCGAUCUGGAUUUCGACGGCAGAAAACACCCUGGUCGUGACCGAGAUGAUCCAGAAGUCUCAGAAAUACAAAUUCCCCUUGUACCUGAUGUUCGUCGACUACAAGAAAGCUUUCGAUUCUGUGGAGUUCGGUUCUCUCUGGACGGCUCUCAGCGAGUGUGGAGUUCAUUCUGAAGAUUGA